This is a messenger RNA of Pararge aegeria (speckled wood butterfly), 3225 nucleotides long. Its product is annotated as IQ and AAA domain-containing protein 1-like. The record is from RefSeq and is a predicted model, not a curated record. NCBI's taxonomy places the organism in Eukaryota, Metazoa, Arthropoda, Insecta, Lepidoptera, Nymphalidae. Bases 10 to 3225 code for a protein of 1071 amino acids. The transcript is spliced from 16 exons.
CAAGUCAAAAUGUACAAUAAAUCUUUGUUGAAUACGAUAAUUUUUAUACUAAUAUGUGUUGCAAUGCAAGUCGUUGUUUUCUCGUUCAUUGUAUAUUCGAGUGCUAUGUCGUCUCUGAAACUAGAACAAGUGGUUAUUCUUAGUAGACAUAACGUAAGAACUCCCACAUCCAAAAACCUUGGCAGAAUGACACCUCAAUUUUGGCCUCAUUGGAAAGAAAAACCUGGUUUUUUGACCAAAAAAGGGUUCCUGUUAGAAGGUUAUAUGGGUAAAUAUUUUUAUACCUGGCUGAAUAAAGAAGGGCUUUUGCCUGCAAAAUGUCCCAGUGAAAAAGAUUUCUACAUUUACGCGAACACUAUGCAACGGACAAUGUACUCAGCGCAGGCUUUUGUAAGGGAAUGUUUUCCACGUUGUAACAUAACUAUAAACCAUGCUGACACUGACAAACCUGAUCCUAUAUUCACUCCAAUGAUACAUAAUUCAACUGAUAUAUUCAAAGAAAUAGCCUUCAAAGAGAUGAAGUAUAUUUUUAAUCAUUUGAAUUUAAAUAAUUCUUACAAUGUAAUGGAGGAUAUUCUGGAAUUUAACGAGUCGGAUUUUUGUAAAAUAGACAAAGACUGUUAUUUGGCUGCUGACAUAACUGAAUUUAAUAUAACUGCUGAUAAGAAACCUGAAGUCACAGGUCCAUUAAAAAUAAGUAACGAAGCAAUUGAUGCUUUUUUGAUGGCAUAUUAUAAUGGAUUUCCAUUCAAAGAUGUUGCAUGGGGAAAAUUGAAUGACACAAAUUGGCACUCAAUUUUAGACAUAACUGCAGGUUAUCAUAAUGUAACUUUUUGCACAAAACAUAUUGCUAGAGAUAUUGCACAACCUAUGAUAAAAUAUUUGACUAAUAUCUUUUUUAAUUCAAACACAAGAGUUAUUUUAUUAAUGGGACAUGAUGCUAACAUUAAUGUUUUAUUAAGUGCAAUGUCAUUUAAACCGUAUGAGUUAGAUUAUAAUUUUAUAUCAACCCCAGUCGGUGGGAAAAUUGUAUUUCAAAAGUGGUUAGAUGAGAAAGCUAAUGAAUAUUUAUUGAAAAUUGAAUAUGUGUAUCAAAGUAAUGAACAACUGAGGGAGGCUGCUGUAUUAUCUUACGAUAAUCCACCACAGUUUAAAUUAUUAGAACUAGAGCAUUGUGGAACAGAUUAUAGAGGAUUUUGUCGUUGGAAUGAUUUUAUUAAUUUCUUAUCUGAUUUAAAAAAAGCCGCCAAAGGUUUGUAUUUGAAAGAACGCAAACUGGCUCCCGAGGUGUUGGGGAGGUUGUAUGCACAGUACUGUGACGUUAUCAACAGGAUGUACGACUCCUACCUCAACAGCGUACAUCUUCAGCGUGCGCCCUGCAUCCUUGAAAUCGUCAGCUUGUUCUGGAAAAGAUUGUACGAACUCCGUAAAGAACUUGUAAACUACAUUGUAAACGACUACAUUUAUGUGGAUGAAGCACUCUGUUCAUUAAGAAAGACUCCGUACGAUAUUCAGAUCGUAAUUCCAUAUCACUUUCCUUUGGAAAGCCGCUCUAAAGGUAUUGAGGAACUACUUCAGACGAUGUGGGCAGAUGCUGAGAGAAGGAAAAACGCACCCAAAAUGGAGCAAAAGAAAAGCCAGAUGCUGGAUUUCGAUGGAUUCCUCUCUACUACUGGUGUUCAAUCUGUGCAACAUGUCAAAAUUAUAGAGGAUAGCGUUUCAACGAUUAUAUCAGAGGACUUCAUCCAAGCUAAUCUAAUACAGAAACACGAAAGAUACAGGAAAUUCUAUAUAGAGGACUUCAAAGCCAAAUGCCGAAGACGAAGGCAGUACUUUGCAGAAAAGGUCAAAGAUGCUCCUAAAUAUCUGAGGAUAUCUGCUGCUAGGUUGAUCCAAAGAGCGUACAGACGCUACAUGAUAUGCAAAAGAGAUGAGAUGCUGAAUAACAAACGGGAUGUGAUAUUAGGAAUUGUACCAGACCCAUUUCGAAAGAAAUUGAGUUAUGAAGAGGAAAAUAAUAAAAUAUAUGAAAGAAAACGUAGGAUAAGACAAAAUAUACGAGAAAAAUAUAAAGAAGAAAUUGAAAAAGAGAAAAUUAGGCUCGUAAUCUUAAAGAAGGACACUCAAAUCGAAGAUAUCACCGAAAACAUCAUGCUGUGGUUCAAAGAAUGGUAUGAGGGCUACGGGUUCUUCCCUAAAUACCCGUAUGACACAGAGGGUGGUACAGUUAUGGUUAUACGAGAGAACUACCCCUACAUCGAGGAGCAGAUAGAGGAAGAUGAGAAAAUGGCACAACGUACGAAAGGCAAGACUAAAGAGAUGUUAAAAGGAGAACAGAAGGCAGCCAAGUUAGAAGCGGUAAUGAGAGAGGAACUAGCGAAAGAGCAGAAGUUAAAGGAGGCGGAACUACUUUUCAAGCAGAGAUGUAACCCUAUGUCAGACCCUGGUUACCAACCGCAGCAGUCAAUACAUACGGGAAAUAUUACCGAGGCUCUUCAAAACUACCGUGCGGCGUGGUCUAUGCACGACAGGUUCCCAGAAAGCCCACCCAGCGCUGUAUUCGGCUACAUGCAGUCCGUACUGACUGAGGAUCUGAUGAACCAGCUUCAUGUGGAGUGCAGGAAAUACGUUGAUGAACUUAUGAGGUUGGAUUUGAAACUGCUGAUCAAAAAGCACCAGCGAAUGUACAAGAAAUUAGGCAUGAAAUACCCGAAAUUUAAGCCGAGGAAACGGCCUAAUGUCCCAGCGCCUCCGAAGCCUUUUGCCAUAAGUGAUAAAAUGUUACAGAAUAUACAGAUUGUGUUCGACUUGAACAUCAUUUCAAAACCCACCGCCAAAAUGAAGGAUAUCUACGGAGAUUUAAACUACGCAGCUUACGAGCAAAACAUAAGAGACCCGGAUGCAAAAUUCCCACCACCAGGAUGCGGCGAUAUAAGAAGUCUUUUAAUUCUCUCCUGCGUUUUCGGUACGGGCAUCGAACCCGGAGCCGUUCGCAAUAAAGCCGUGAUGCUGCUCGGACCUGAAAGAAAUGGAAAAUCAUUCAUGGUUGAUGCGAUUUGCGGGGAAAUCAAUGCAGUGAAAAUUGACAUAACUCCAGAGGUGUUCAGCGCAGUUGCCAAAAAACCUGCAAGAGCUCUAUCCGAGGUGUUCGUAGCGGCGAGACUGUUUCAACCUUCUGUUAUUUACAUGAGGAACAUUGAAAGGAUUUUCAUUAAAAAAGUAUAA